GUCCCGGCGGCUCCGGGAGAAGCACCGUGGGGCAGGAGGACAGGGGAAAAGCAGAAGGGGGAAAAAAAAAAUUUGGAGGAGGAAAAAAAAAAAAUUUAGAAAUCCUCCAAGUCUCUCUCCUGCCAGCUCAGCCCGUUCCUACGAGUCCCGCGGCCAUGCCCAGCCACCCCACCGGUGCCGUGCUGCUGGCGCUCGCCCUCUGCAUCCUCCUGGAAGAUGGUAUGGGCCAGCCUCCUCUGGAGUCCCACCUCGCCGCGGCCAGUGCGGCGCACCUGAGGACCAAGCGAUGUUCGUGCAACAGCUGGCUGGAUAAAGAGUGCAUUUACUUCUGUCACCUGGAUAUUAUCUGGGUCAACACACCUGGACACACCGCUCCCUAUGGCUUGGGAAGCCCGCCAAGGCGGCGCAAGAGGUCGCUCAGCAGGUGCGAGUGCUCGCACUCAAGGGACAGCAUCUGUACCAACUUCUGCCAGCCGAAACCCGGGUACCGCCAGAGUCUGAAGCUCCCAGCAAGCUCUGGAGCAUCGAUGAAGGCUCCGCAAAGCGAUGAUAGGAAGCCUUCCCCUCACAGCCUGCUGAGAGCUCUCAGGGAUCUUGCUGUUUCCAGCCUGCAGUUCAGCAAGCAGCAGCGCUAUUCUCAGAGGAACGCUCAGCCAACAGUUUUGCCUUGGAAGAAAAGCAUCUGGAAGAAGAAGAGAUAAGGAACAGGUGCAAACCAAGUUCGCCAGAAGAAUCUGGAGUCCUGUGGGUGCCGCUAACUCCGCUGUUGGUAGUUAGAGCUGAAGGAAAGGCCAUGAGCAGAGGGGGGAAGAAGUGGAAGUCUCCAUGCUGCUGUUGCGUGAACGAGUACUGCAUGCACUCCAGAGACUGUCAUAAAGGGAAAUCAGUGUCUCUCUAUACAGUCAUAGAUGUGUCAUGGAGCUGAAUUGUGCCUUUUUGGAUCAGGCAAGGGUCUUACUGGUAGAGUACUUGCUUAACUCUGCACUGGAGUUCUAGGCAGACGGUCAGCCCACUCUGGGAGGUCAAAUCACUUCCAAACCAAACAGCUCUGGGCAGUCUGGACCUGGCAGCACUGAACGCCCGUAUCACUGGCCUGGUCUGCCCUGCCUUUGGACCAAAUUUGAGCACGGUUCCAGCUUGGCCCGCUUCAGACAUGGUCUGGUAGAUGGGCGUAAGCUGCCUCCAGCGUGGCCUGCCUCUGGGCCCACCUUUGCACUUUUUUCUCUUGUCAGACAGUGCAAUGUGCAUAUGAAUGAGACUCCCAUGGUAAAACAGCUCCCAGUUUAUAUAAAAAGGUGUAUCAUCUUGAAGCCUGAAAGCCAACUGAGUGGUCAGUGGCAUUCUUUGGCUGAGAAGUUCACUGAAGGGCCAUCCUACAGUGGCUCUUCAGGCAGAUGAUAGCUUGCUUCCACUGGAGCUUACACCAAACCCAAGCAUGGCCCCUGCCACCAGCAGAGUGGCGUCUGGGGGGGAGGCUCACGCAGAACCAAAUUUCAUUGGCAGCUUCUGGCCCUGCCAUGCAAGAACCCUGUGCAUGGAGCCCCGUGGAGCCCUGGGGAGGGAGGGUCCGAGGUAGAGAUGAGCUGCUGGUCUGGGUGGGGUCAGUCCUGUGAACCUGGCUCAUUGACUGGGAUGUACUCUUAGUGGGCAGAGCUCCUCCAGCUCUUCACUCCAUAUCCCAGCUUGCUUUCAGCUCUGCCUGAAAGGAAGGGCUUGGGGCAGAGAAGAUUGGUGGUGGGGAAACGGCACGCAAAGGCUUGCUUGCUGCUUUGCUUAGAUCAGGUUUCUGAGUCAGACCCUAUAUAACAAAUAACCAGUAUAUGGAAAGCAUGUCGCUAUGAGAAGUGUAACCAGAAUAGGCAAGAGGCAGCCAGGUGGGAUUAACAAGGAGAAAAGGAUCAGUAGGAAGAGAACAUAGCACUGUCUGCACAGCUUUAGAAGAAAGGGUUGGACUUAAACCCACGCCAAAAUUAUGGAUGCUUCCCCAGAGCAGCACUGUGAUGCUGGCUCGGAGGAGGGAAGGAAUAAUUUGGAAUUAACACUGAGCCCAGAACCUAGAAACCCAUAUUCUAGGCAAACAGUCUCAAGGCUCUGGAACUGUAUUGCGAAUGCACUUUUGCUUGCCUGGGCAGAUUAACUUCUAUUAUAAAUUGUGGCUGCAACUGUCAUCUGGUUAGUGCAGAUAAAUAAUUACUGUCCUGGAUCCACUGUUGGGUCCCCCUUGCUGCCCAGUCCAGUAUUACACAUGAGCAUUUAAAAAGACUGCUUGAAGUUGGUGAUGGACCAAAAUCUGUGGUUGUUGCAAGUGUAGUCCCAUUGGACAUACAAAAUACUUCCUUGAUUUUGCUUUAAGCCCUAGAGAGGGGGGAAAAAUGAGACCAAUUGAUUGUAUUGUAAAUGAAACAACAGGCUAAUCAUUUGGUCCCCAAAGCUGCAGUGAAACUUUUUUCUAUUUGACGUUCUGAAGGUUUGAGUCAUUUGGAAAAAAAAAAUUAAAAAAAUCCUGAAAGGGUUUGUUCCAAAGGAAACUUUGCACAUGGUUUAAUGUGAGCCUAGUAAUUUAAAAUAAAACUACUGCUGUAAAGUACUAUGUAUAUCUCCUUAUGUGCAUAAUGUCUCAUCUUUAAGUGACUGAUUGCACACCUGCCAUAUGUAGCAUCCUGACAUCUGUAUAUUUAUUUAAAUCUAUUGAUUUUUAGAUGGUAAUUUGCAAAGUUUAAUUUGUAAUAAAUAAUGACAAAACUC
This is a messenger RNA of Cygnus atratus (black swan), 2745 nucleotides long. It is a transcript of the gene EDN2, whose product is annotated as endothelin 2. Gene Ontology annotation, molecular function: hormone activity; endothelin B receptor binding. NCBI's taxonomy places the organism in Eukaryota, Metazoa, Chordata, Aves, Anseriformes, Anatidae. The record is from RefSeq and is a predicted model, not a curated record. The coding region runs from base 156 to 701 and encodes 181 amino acids. Gene Ontology annotation, cellular component: extracellular region. Gene Ontology annotation, biological process: regulation of vasoconstriction; vein smooth muscle contraction; intracellular calcium ion homeostasis. The transcript has 5 exons.